Molecule: messenger RNA, 1437 nt
Organism: Arachis duranensis
Lineage: Eukaryota; Viridiplantae; Streptophyta; Magnoliopsida; Fabales; Fabaceae
Product: transcription factor bHLH113
Exons: 5
Coding region: 186-1007 (273 amino acids)
Biological process (GO): regulation of transcription by RNA polymerase II
Cellular component (GO): nucleus
Molecular function (GO): RNA polymerase II cis-regulatory region sequence-specific DNA binding; protein dimerization activity; DNA-binding transcription factor activity, RNA polymerase II-specific
Source: RefSeq, a predicted model, not a curated record
CACUUUCUGCCACUUACACAUUUAUGACCUCUCCCUUUAUUAUUAUUAUUACUCUUCCUCCAAAUAAAAUAAAAAAAAGAAAAGAAAAGAAAAGAAGAGAGAACUUCUCUUCUACUCUUGUAGCUGUGCCUGCAAAUUGCUUUUUUCUUUGUGUGUUCUGUUCUGAGUUCUGACAUCAGUCUUUAAUGGAGGCCAAGGUUGAUUUUGAGGUGGACAAUUUGACCACAGCUACAGGGAGCAGUAGUUUCUCUCAACUACUCUUCGGAGAUGACGAUGAUCAUCAUCAACAUGCAUUGGGUUUUGCUGCCACUGUGGACCAUCUCCCUCUUUUCUCCAUUGACAAGCCACCCAAAAUGCUCUCUUUUGGAGACUUUCACCAUCUACAAGAACAACAACAACAACCUCACCUCUUGCUCCCUGAAACCAACGCUACCCCUCAGAAAUCUGUAAUCACUUCAAGUGAUUCUUCUUCUGCUUCUUCAUGCAACCACACCACCACCGCCAUUAACUCCAUGUCCAAGACCAAUAGCUUGCAGAAAAAGCGAAAUUGGCCGGGGCUACAACCCAUUGUGAAGGUGCCUAAUAGUAACAAUAAGAAGAACAAAACAGAGAAUCCUCCGAGUUCAACUUCAAGCGGUCAUGCAAAGAAGAAGGAGAAACUCGGGGAACGAAUUGCAGCAUUACAACAGCUAGUUUCUCCCUUUGGGAAGACAGAUACAGCUUCGGUGCUUCACGAGGCAAUGGGCUACAUAAGAUUUCUCCAUGACCAAGUUCAAGUGCUAUGCUCCCCUUACUUGCAGCGCUUGCCUUCUUCUUCUUCUUCUCCUUCUUCAUUUCAACAUCAAUGUGGGGAGGAGGAGGGAGUGAAAGAAGACAAGAGGGACUUGAAGAGCAUGGGACUCUGCCUCAUCCCCCUCCAAUCCACCCUACACGUGUCAAGUACCAACGGUGCUGAUUUCUGGUCACCUGCUGGUGCAGCCAACAAUGUUACACCUUAUGCCAAAUAGACCAUACAAUUAUUAUUAUUCAAUUACACUCAUUUCCUUUUUGUUAUAUGCAAAAGAAUGAGUUAGUUGUAGAAAGUAUAUUAAUUUUCUCAUAUAUGAAUUUAUUAUGAAUGAAUAUAUAGUUUACAAAUUUUGUAUGUUUUGGGGAAUGGGUGUGACAAAAUUGGAGAUGGAAGGAUUAGAGGGUAAAGUGUAGGAAAUGGGAAAGUGGAUAUAACUAUUAACAGGAAUAGUUCAAAGUGUACACAUGGGGGUACAAAUUGAAAGGUCAAGAUUUUAUCCUAAAUUAUGUAUCAUCUAUUUUGUGGAGGGGCCCUUUUCUCAGAGGAAGGAUUUAGGGAUAUGUGUGGCCUCAACUAGGAUUCUAGGAUGCCAUAUAUUUUUAAUCUAUGUUUUUGUCCCUUGUAAAUCUCGGUAGAUUCAGAUACUA